Molecule: messenger RNA, 1422 nt
Organism: Tripterygium wilfordii
Lineage: Eukaryota; Viridiplantae; Streptophyta; Magnoliopsida; Celastrales; Celastraceae
Product: valine N-monooxygenase 2-like
Exons: 5
Coding region: 1-1422 (473 amino acids)
Molecular function (GO): heme binding; monooxygenase activity; iron ion binding
Source: RefSeq, a predicted model, not a curated record
AUGACUACUAACAUCACAACCGCAACUCUUCUUAGCAUCCCUACCUCCACCACCACCACCACCACCACCACCACCAGCACUUCCACAAACACCAACAUCAAAGCCCUAAUCAUCGUAUUCCUUGUCACCAUUAUUGGAGUUUUAAAACUCAAACAAAAGUCGACAUUCAGAAAGGUUAGGAAGGGCCCUCCACUCCCUCCAGGACCAACUCCAUGGUCUAUUGUAGGGAACAUCCCCGAAAUGCUUUGUUUCAAGCCCACAUUCCGAUGGGUACACCAAAUGAUGAAGGACAUGAACACCGACAUCGCUUGCAUUCGUCUUGGAAACACCAACUUCAUACCUGUAACUUGUCCAGAAAUCGCCCGAGAAAUGCUUAAAAAACAGGAUGCAAACUUCACCGACCGGCCGCUUUCGAUCUCGGCACAUGCAGUAAGUGGUGGAUACAUGACGGCAGUCACUGUGCCUUUAACUGAACAAGGGAAGAAAAUGAGGAAAAUCUUGGUGUCCGAGAUUAUUUGUCAUGCAAGGCACAAGUGGCUUCAUGACAAAAGAGUUGAAGAGAGUGACAAUCUUGUGUUCUAUGUCCAUAACCAAUACAAGAACAACAAAGACGUUAACAUAAGAAUUGCGACACAGCAUUACUGUGGUAAUGUGGUAAGGAAGAUUUUGUUUAGUAGGACAUAUUUUGGGGAGCCAAUGAAGGAUGGAGGACCUGGCCCUGACGAGAUUAAGCAUGUUGAGGCAGUUUUCACAGCACUUAAAUAUGUCUACUCAUUUUGUGUGUCUGAUUACUUGCCUUUUCUGCGAGGGUUGAAUAUUGAUGGACAAGAACAGAUAGCGAAGGACGCUAAUAAGACUGUUAGAGAUUAUCAAAAUCCUAUAGUCGAUGAGAGAUAUGAAGAAUGGAGGACUGGUCAAAGGAAGGAGAUGGAGGACCUUCUUGAUGUUUUCAUCACUCUCAAAAAUAGUGAUGACAAACCCUUGCUCACUCCAGAUGAGAUCAAGAAUCAAGCCACGAGAUCCCAAUCAACCUAUUUUGAGAGCCAGACAGUAACGGUAAUGCAAAUUACAGGGAAUAGGGUGGCGGCACAUACGGGGUAUGCUGUAGCAGAUUGUGGAUACGAUGAGGAAAAGAGAAGCGCUACUACUGGUGGGCAUACUGAGGCGGGACUUGAGGUUGUAUAUCUUCAGAUAUCUGGAGAUAUUAACUGCUUUAGUGGGGAGGGCUGUUUUCAAUCUGGCAAUGUGCUGGAGAUAUUAGCAUUCUGGAAAACCCUCAAAUAUAGUUCUGAGGAACCCUCAAACACGAUGAACAAGCCUUGGACUUCAUGGAGCGUUGGGAAACCUGUUAGCAAAAACUUUUGUGCAAUGCAACUCUUGGGUUUAAUGUUGGGUCCUUCUCAAUUGGGCCUUCCUAUUUGA